AUGUCCCGAGGGAAAGAACUCACUCCCCAAUUAUGCUCCCGCAUAUGUGAACUCCGUUCAAUCGGCUGGGGCGCCAAGCGAAUACACAGAAAACACCCAGAAAUCCCCGUCGGCACUACCAGAACAACCAUAUCCCGCGAACACCUACACGACAAUAAAGGGACGAUACCGCGAUCUGGCAGACUGCAGAAGCUGACCGAGGAAUACUGCAACCGGUUAUUGGAGGCUUUGACUAGUAAUCCAGAAGCCACGAAUAAGGAGUUGCUUGAGACCAUAGAGUAUGCGGUACAGAAACGGACUUUACAGCGUGUGAUUCAGGAAUUGAAGGCUGAGAAGAAAAAGGAGCAGGAGGAGUUGCAGAAUCAACCAGUUGAGUUGAGUCGAUUACUUCUACAUCUAUAUCUACAUCUACAAGCGAGUCAGCGUCUACAAAUUCGACUCCUACCGAUGAUCUAA
Molecule: messenger RNA, 456 nt
Organism: Aspergillus ruber CBS 135680
Lineage: Eukaryota; Fungi; Ascomycota; Eurotiomycetes; Eurotiales; Aspergillaceae
Exons: 1
Coding region: 1-456 (151 amino acids)
Source: RefSeq, a predicted model, not a curated record